Theobroma umbraticum is the source of this 3635-nucleotide messenger RNA. RefSeq names its product phospholipase D alpha 1-like. Gene Ontology annotation, molecular function: D-type glycerophospholipase activity; calcium ion binding. Gene Ontology annotation, cellular component: plasma membrane. Lineage: Eukaryota; Viridiplantae; Streptophyta; Magnoliopsida; Malvales; Malvaceae. The record is from RefSeq and is a predicted model, not a curated record. Gene Ontology annotation, biological process: phospholipid catabolic process; phosphatidylcholine metabolic process.
AUCUCUUUUAGGCAAUCGCCCGCCACACAGCUAGCUUCUUAGUUAACCUUUUUGCCAUGGUUUUUGGCUUGUUAGGAAUGCAUAUAUUUGUGGGUGUUUUUGACUGAAAAUUCAUUUGAUAAGAGUUGGCAGGUUAAACAAUGGAGCCCACAUAUUUGCUGCAUGGGACACUUAUUGCAAAAAUAAUUGGGGUUGAUGUGCUGCUCUAUGGAUGUAAAGAGAACUUCUGCAUUGAGACGAUGGGCGUAAGCAAGUUGCAGAAAAGGUUUAUAGCGAAAAUCAAGAGACUGUUCUUAGGUCCACAGCUGUAUGCAACAGUUGAUCUAGACAGAGCGAGGGUCGGGCGGACAAGUGUGGUAAGACAUAAAGCCUCCUCGCCCCAGUGGAACGAGACCUUCCGCAUAUAUUGUGCCCAUUCCAUCACAAAUGUUAUAUUCACUGUUAAGGAUAACAGUCCCAUCGGGGCAGUCCUGGUUGGCAGAGCUUAUUUACCCGUCAAGGAUAUACUCGGUGGGGAUACCGUGGCACGCGAAGUUGAUAUACUUGAUGAAGAUGGUAAACGAAUACCUGGAGAUUCCAAAAUCAAGGUGGAGUUGAGAUUUUUGGGUGUUAGCCAGGAGGGAAAUUGGUCCCAGGGAAUCAAAUACCCUGACUUCGGGGGAGUUCCUUUUACUUUCUUUAGACAGCGAGAGGGCUGCAAGGUUACCCUCUACCAGGAUGCCCAUAUUUCAGAUGGUUUCAACCCAAAAAUAAGUCUAUCUGGAGGGAAGCUUUAUGAACCUCAGAGAUGCUGGGAAGACAUCUUUGACGCAAUCGAUAAGGCAAAACAUUUCAUUUAUAUAACUGGUUGGUCUGUGUACACUAAUAUAACCUUGAUAAGGGACCCAAGGAAGGAAAAGCGUGGGAGAAGUGAUACACUUGGGGAUCUCCUCAUAAAGAAGGCUAAUGCUGGCGUGAGAGUUCUUUUGCUUGUUUGGGAUGACAGAACUUCCAUUGACACACUGAAAGAGGAAGGCUUGAUGUCAACCCAUGAUGAAGAAACCGCUCAUCUCUUUCGGUACACGGAAGUGCAUUGCGUUCUAUGCCCUCGUAACCCUGAUAAUAAAAAAGGCAUUGUUGAGGGCAUUAAAGUUGCUACUAUGUUUACUCACCAUCAGAAAACACUAGUUGUUGACGGUGAAAUCCCUGGCUCAGAAAUGCGAACGGUUGUCAGUUUUAUUGGUGGCAUUGAUCUUUGUGAUGGGAGGUACGAUACUCAAGACCAUCCUCUCUUCCAGACUUUGAACGGCAUUCAUCAUGAUGAUUUCCAUCAACCAAACUUUAAAAACUCUUCAAUUAAGAAAGGUGGUCCGAGGGAGCCUUGGCAUGAUAUUCACUGCAAGCUAGAAGGUCCUAUUGCUUGGGAUGUUCUGUACAAUUUUGAACAAAGGUGGCUAAGACAAGCUCGGUGGAAGAAACAUCUCCUCCUUCGGCUAGACAACCUUGAGAAAAUGACAGUCCGCCCAACCCAAAUUGUGCCUUUAUAUCCCAGUGACACAUGGAGUGUCCAGUUGUUUCGAUCUAUUGAUAAUGGGGCUGUCGUUGGCUUUCCUGAAAAACCUGAGGUUGCAAGUGAGGUCGGCCUUCUGAGUGGGAAAAAUAACAUUAUUGAGCGAAGCAUUCAAGAUGCUUAUAUCAAUGCAAUUCGCCGAGCAAAGAACUUUAUUUACAUUGAAAAUCAAUAUUUCCUGGGAAGCUCCUUUGGUUGGAAAACUGAGGAUAUCAAGAUUGAGGAAAUUUCUGAUAUUGCUGCUUUAAAUCUUAUACCAAAGGAGCUAUCCCUAAAGAUUGCAAGUAAAAUUGAAGCAGGGGAGAGGUUUUCUGUCUACAUUGUGAUUCCAAUGUGGCCAGAAGGUGUACCAGAAAGUGGUCCUAUUCAGGCAAUUUUAGAUUGGCAAAGAAGGACAAUUGAGAUGAUGUAUUCUGAUGUCGCCGGAGCCCUUCAAAGGAAGGGGCUGAAUGCACGCCCCCGAGAGUAUUUGGCAUUUUACUGCCUUGGGAACCGGCAGAUAAAGAAGACCGAAGAGUAUAUACCAACAGAGCGACCAGAUCCUAAUUCAGAUUAUGAGAGAGCUCAACAGUCACGCCGCUUUAUGAUCUAUGUCCAUUCAAAGAUGAUGAUUGUUGAUGAUGAGUACAUAAUCAUUGGAUCUGCCAACAUCAAUGAGAGGUCAAUGGCUGGUUCAAGAGACUCUGAGAUUGCAAUGGGAGCAUUUCAACCAUAUCAUUUAGCAACUACGCAACCAGCAAGGGGUCAGAUCUUUGGUCUGCGAAUGGCUCUUUGGCAUGAACAUCUUGGACGGCGUCAUGACUUCUUCGACAAUCCAGAAAGCGAGAAAUGUGUCCAGCUAGUGAAUUCUAUUGCUGACGAACACUGGAAAUUGUACUCAAGUAGUGAAACAUUUGUCCAGGAUCUGCCAGGUCACCUACUACCCUACCCCAUUCACGUCGGGGAUGAUGGAUCAGUUUCAACCCUUCCAGGGACUGGGUUUUUCCCUGACACCAAUGCUCGAGUCCUUGGAAGCAAAUCUAACAUCCUUCCUCCAAUUGUUACCACUUAGUAUCCAUAUCUAACCAGUCAAGAUAGCAGUUCAAAAAUUGUUUCCAUUGACAAAUAGUUGUAACAAUCAUAUUUGUCUUAAAUUGCAGAAUAUGUUCAUCACAGUGCUGCUUGAAUCGGGCACUUGAAUUGAAAGCUUUGCAGUCAAUUCCAAUCAACAAAUAAGAAAACUUUAAACAUAAAAGAUUCAACAAACCCUCAAAAGUUAAUGCAUAUAUGCUCAUUUUCAAGAUUUAAAUUCUCAUUUCUCCCUUGGAAACUUCCAAGUGGAGUUAAGUGGUUGCUUCUUAAUAAAUACUAUUGGCAUUUUGUGCAUCAAGCUAAUCCGAUUAGUAGCAUUAUAUACUCCUCUGUACAAGGAAAAAAAAAAAGAAGAAACCAUAUUUUUUUGGUUCAAGGGGAUACUUGUUUUUUCCAAGAUAAGGAAAUUUAUAGAGAAAAAAAUAAGAGAAAAUACAAUGAACAAAAUUCAAAACCUUUAACUUUGUACAUGGGAUUAAUAUUCUUUACCCUAAUUUCUUUUCCAGGUUCAAAAAUGGUAAUGCAAGAACCUAAAAUUUUUGUAUUUAUUUCUUUCAGUUUCAUUUAUUUUCUCCCUUGUCUUAACCCAAAUUGCGAACUAAAUGAAGUUUUAAGAUUAAUGUCUUUUAAUGUACUCCUCCGUCUGUAAAUAUUUGUUCCCCGUAGAGAUUAGGAUGAAAACUUUGACUCUGGAUGCAUUUUAUAUUAAAAUUUGAUUAAAAAAAUGGAUAAUAAAAGGAUGGAGGCAAUAAUUCAAACUAAACAAAAAAAAAUGUUAAAAAAAAAACCACUCUAUUAUGGCUACUUGUGAGAUGAACAUCUGAGGAAAUUGUACAAGCCUACUUAUUAUUGAACAAGUAUUUGCAAUCACCUUUUCCAAAAACUAGUUAGGUUGUUGAAAAGAACAGACUGAUAACUGAGAAAUGGGUGAAAAUUUAGCAUGCAAAAGCAAGCAGAUUGAAUGAAUUAUAUGCAAGUCUAAUUUCCAGGAAAGCUCUCAAGUUAAACCUUUUAG